GUGAUUGUGAGCUGAUUGUAUCGUGUCGUUGCUAGUGUGAUGACUGUGAAGUGAGUGACGUGAUUGUUUUCCGAAUAGUUUACACAACAACUGAACUUUACUCGCAUAUUUUUUAUACGCAGUGUUGUGGAAUAUAAUUACAUCUAUCUUAAUAAACGAUUAUUACGUAAUUCAUUUUGACUUGUAAUUGCGCGAGAAAAGUCAGUCAAUAUAAAAUCUAAAUUGCGUCAUAUUUUAUAUGGUUGUUAAAAAAUAAUGUCAUCACAGCUUAUUUUAAAAUAAACACAUUGUUUCUAUAUUCAAGUGAAUAUUCGGUCUGCUCCGACCACAAUCAAAUUCAGUGAAUAUAAAUAAUUUUGAUGAUAUUAGACGAUUUUUGGGAUAUGCCUCCACAAAAGCGCGGGAGACGGGGGGUUAGUGAUGCAGAUGAUGAAGAUGAUGACUACAGGCGACGUAGAGACCGCAAUAAUGAGGCAGUCAAAAAGAGCAGAUAUAAGUCUAAGCAGCGGACGCAGGAAACAUUUACACGUGUAAAUAAAUUGAAGGCUGAAAACCAGAUGCUAGAAGAAAAAGUAAAAACAUUAACGAAAGAUCUCCAAUUUCUUAAGGAAUUAUUUAUGGAAUAUGCGUCCAAUUCACAAGACCCUAAAUUCGAAGGUAUAGAUCUAGAGAAACUUCUAGAAGAUGUGCAAGAUGACAAGAAGGAUGCGAACAGCAGUAAAUCAUAAACAUAGGACAUCAUAAGAAGAGAUCUCAUAUCUAUAUUAUGCAAUAGGAAUUAAUAUCACAAUUAUUUAGUACAUCCAUUUUUAUAUAUAUAAAUGGACAUAUUGAAUGAUUUAUCUAUAAACACAAUAUCAUGUGGAUAAAUCCAGUGUGAUAUUCGUAAACAGUGGACUUUAUUAGUUCAAACAAACAACCCAUUAGAAAUAUUAUUCACUUACAAUGUAUAAGUGAAUGUGAAAUUAUAACGUUAUCCAUAUAAGUACUGUAAUAAAAUAAUACGUAAGUACAAGUUGUCGAUUAAAUCUAGAAUUACAUAGAAUGAAUUAAAUGUACAGAAUGUCUGAUUACUAAGUAACAUGCUCACAUACGAUACGAUAACACUUUUACGAUUUCUAUAGACUAAUGUAAAUAUAGUAUUUUUUUUAUAUAAAUUUUUUUUUUUUUCUUGUUACACAAGAAAUGAGGCUCUGGUCUUUUUGUGAAGGUUUUUUAAAACAAUUAUAGUUUUUUUUUUAUUGUCUUGUUAAAGUGUAUGAAAUUAAGAAAGGUAUAAUAUAUAUAUAGAAUAUGUGUAUUUUUUUUCAUCCAUUAUAUACUUA
Nymphalis io (European peacock) is the source of this 1325-nucleotide messenger RNA. RefSeq names its product CCAAT/enhancer-binding protein gamma-like (gene Irbp18). The coding region runs from base 360 to 728 and encodes 122 amino acids. Gene Ontology annotation, biological process: regulation of transcription by RNA polymerase II; DNA-templated transcription. Lineage: Eukaryota; Metazoa; Arthropoda; Insecta; Lepidoptera; Nymphalidae. Gene Ontology annotation, molecular function: DNA-binding transcription factor activity, RNA polymerase II-specific; RNA polymerase II cis-regulatory region sequence-specific DNA binding. The transcript is spliced from 2 exons. The record is from RefSeq and is a predicted model, not a curated record.